GUCUGGCCUAUCAAUUCUGGUUCAACCGACUCAAACGUAGCGAAAAGCUGAAAAGUCGAGUGGGAAGAAAUCGGGUACGGGUAUCCAUACGUUCUCCUUACAUGGUCCCUCUCCUUCAGCGGCCAUAUUCUAUUCGACUUGGUGUUUGUCUUCGUAUUCGCCGAGGUAAAUCACUGGAUUUUAGGUCUAGCUAGUUUUAAUGGAAUAUCAGCAGUCGGCGACGAUGGAGAGACACGGAGGAUACGGCUUUGGCAACCACCAAGAGGCCCACCAUUACGACUACUACCAGCAAAACCAUCAAGAUUAUCACCACAGCGGCCACCACCACCACCACUUGAAUGACGAGCCUAUUGCUUCAUAUGACGGUGGAAGUGGCGGAUUCGGCUCGCACUUCCGCAAAAGACGAUGGCAAAAUUUUGCAAAUGACGCUCACACUGACAGUGGCAGUCAUGCGAAGCUUUAUAUUCAACCAGUUCCAAGAGCAGCAAACGAAGAAGAUGUAUGGCCAGUGUUCGCAAAUUACGGAAGAGUCUUUGAGGUUAUUCUGCCUAGGGACAAGAGAACCAACCAACGACUAGGAGGAUAUUGUUUUGUGAAAUACGCAACGGCUGAGGAAGCUGACACUGCUAUUAGGGCUUUGGACAAUCAGUAUACUUUUCAUGGGGAAAUGGCUCCUAUCAGAGUUAAAUAUGCUGAUGGUGAAAGGGGACAUGCUAGUAAGCCUUUGGCCAGAGCACCUGUACCCGGACCGUACACAGGGGCAUCUGUGGAGAAUCUGUAUAUUGGUGGCCUUAGCCGACAAACUUCAAAGCAAGAAAUUCAGGAAGUAUUCUCUGCUUAUGGUGUUGUGGAAGAUAUCUACAUUGUUGUUGAUGAGAUGAACCAAAGUCGUGGAUACGGAUUUGUUAAAUUUUCUCAUAGAGAUAUGGCACUAGCAGCAAUAAGAGCUCUGAACGAAAAUUUUACUAUGAGAGGGUGUCAUCAGCCAUUGGUUGUUCGUUUUGCAGAUCCUAAGAAACCCAGAACUGGAGAAUCAAGGGGCAAUUAUGUUUUUAGUAGCCCAAGUUUUGCUUCAUUUUCACAUGAAUCAAUUAGCAGGCCGGGACCUGGUACUGGUGAUUCAAUGGGAGGCCACUUUCUGCCUAAUACUUCAUAUUCUGUAGCAAAUUCCUCGAAUUCGCAGUUGCAGCCUGUUUCCAGUUUAGGAAACCAGAAAAUGGCAGAUCCUAGCGUUGUGCAACCACCACUCCAGUCACCUUUACAGUGGACUCCAAAGGCACCGCAACAGAUAGAGACUCCAAGAAGUUGUCAGUCAUCUCAACAAUCAAUGUCUGAGAUUCAGAAACAGUCGCAUCCAAUACAAAUAUCAACUCAAAAUUUAAAGCAGCAGCAGAGUGUACAGGUUGCUGCACAAGAGACGGUAUGCAAUCCUCAGACUGCCGCCACUUCUUCCACAAUUGGAUUACCUUCGAAUCAACUGACAAGUACAUAUUCUCUUGAGUGUGAUUGGAGUGAGCACACCUGUCCUGAUGGAUGCAAGUACUAUUAUAAUUGUAUGACUUGCGAAAGCAAAUGGGAGAAGCCUGGAGAGUUUGUCUUGUUUGAGCAACAGCUAGAGAAGCAACAAAAGCUGCAAAACCCUAGCCAGCUGCUCCACUCCCCUUUGCUGCAUAUCUCUGCCCAACAACUUGUGGAAACACAGAAGUUGAAGCUUCCGAUGGAAAUGGAUGUCCUAAAUCUCAAGGACCAACUGGAAGAACCUUCCUCAUUGGAAAUGCACCAUCCCCUAGUGAGAUCAGAAAGAAGCCCAGUUACCUGUGUAUAAUUGGUAUGAGGUGUUAAAUUUUUAUUCACUUAAUAUUUGUUGGGGACUGGAUUAGUUAUUCUGGGCACUGGUUUUGGGGGCUCUAGGGCAGUGGGGUGGAUCAGAAUAGAGUUCUUCAAUUCAAUUGUGAAAAUUUGCUGCUUUUGUCUUCUUAUUUAUCACCUUGAAUUCUUUUUUAGCUCUAACAUGAUAAUUUUCAUUAGAGAAGUUCCCAGAAAUAUAUGUGAUGUGUCAGUAUUAAUGUCGUUGAAUUAAUGAGAUACUAGCUAAAUGUAAGGUUGUUUCCUUAUCUCCUUUUUGCUCAGUAAGUAAAUGUUGCCCUAGUCCAUAUGAAUGGUUACAGUCACAGGCGUCAGCAAGUGAAGUAGAGUUUCAACCUGCAAGAAUCAGGUAUGACAGUAUGAAACAAUCAAUGCCACAACUAGUAUUAAUUUGUGAAGUUUUCAAUUAUUGAUUUCCUUCAUCAAUCAUUAAAAACAUUUCUAUAUUGGCUUAUUAAGAUCUUUGGCUA
Molecule: messenger RNA, 2336 nt
Organism: Tripterygium wilfordii
Lineage: Eukaryota; Viridiplantae; Streptophyta; Magnoliopsida; Celastrales; Celastraceae
Product: flowering time control protein FCA
Exons: 14
Coding region: 200-1825 (541 amino acids)
Biological process (GO): positive regulation of mRNA splicing, via spliceosome
Cellular component (GO): cytoplasm; spliceosomal complex; nucleus
Molecular function (GO): mRNA binding; protein binding
Source: RefSeq, a predicted model, not a curated record